Messenger RNA from Fundulus heteroclitus (mummichog), 895 nucleotides. Its product is annotated as elongation factor Ts, mitochondrial-like. The record is from RefSeq and is a predicted model, not a curated record. NCBI's taxonomy places the organism in Eukaryota, Metazoa, Chordata, Actinopteri, Cyprinodontiformes, Fundulidae. Gene Ontology annotation, cellular component: mitochondrial matrix. Gene Ontology annotation, biological process: mitochondrial translational elongation. Gene Ontology annotation, molecular function: protein binding; translation elongation factor activity.
AUGCAGCAGCGAAAAAACACCGGCUACAUCAUCAACUGCAAGAAAGCGCUGGAGAAGUUUGAGAAUGACAUAGCACAGGCUGAAGCCUGGCUGCACGAGCAGGCCCAGAAAGAAGGCUGGAGCAAAGCAAGCAAGCUGGAGGGUCGCAGAGCCAAAGAGGGUCUGAUCGGCCUGUUUGUGGGGAAUCAGACUGCAGCCAUGGUGGAGGUGAACUGUGAGACAGACUUUGUUGCUCGUAAUGAGAAGUCCAGGCAACUGGUGAAGGAUGUGACCUUAGCUACACUGACUCACCAUCAGAAUAAAAAUCAAAGCCAGACAGGAUAUGUAAAGAGUUUCCUGUCUGGUGACGAGUUGAGUAAACUCAGUAUGAAAGAAGGAUCUUCAUUAGCUGACCACCUGGCUCUCACAAUAGGUCGCCUUGGUGAGAACAUGGCUCUGAGGAGGGCAGUGAUUCUGCGGGUCCCUUCUGAGUGGCACAUAGGUUCCUAUGUGCAUGGCAACAUCAGCGGCCAGACCGAGGUGGUGAUGGGCCGCUACGGCGCUCUGGUCAUAUUCCAGGGUGGGAAGGAUGGAGAACGGGAUACUUUAGGUCGUAAACUUGGACAGCACAUCGUGGGGGAGGCCCCUUUGUCCCUGGGCAACAUGGAUGACCUGCCUUGUGGUGAAUCUGAGACACGGCUACUGCCUCAAACCUUUCUGGCAGACCCUAGUAGGACUGUGGCGCAGUUCCUCAAGGGUCAAGAGGCCCGAGUGUUGGACUUUGUUCGAUUUCAGUGUGGAGAGACACUGGAAAAAGAAUAGAGGAAAUCCCGUAAUGAUUCUCUAAUGUGCUUUUUAAUGUGCUUUAAGACUGAGUGGUAUCACACAUGAGAUGACAGAAUAAUGUAAAAAAAAA